Molecule: messenger RNA, 3069 nt
Organism: Lodderomyces orthopsilosis Co 90-125
Lineage: Eukaryota; Fungi; Ascomycota; Pichiomycetes; Serinales; Debaryomycetaceae
Exons: 1
Coding region: 1-3069 (1022 amino acids)
Biological process (GO): transmembrane transport
Source: RefSeq, a predicted model, not a curated record
AUGUAUGGACCAAAUCUACUACUUACACUCGUUUUUAUCUUCUUCACCUAUUUUACUCAAUUUGCGGUAUCCACGUUUGUUGAUAGUCUGAUUUGUCAUACAAAAGAUGCAUGGUUCAAACUACGACCGUUUAUUACUGAUGUUGCCAUGGAUAAGGAACUGAAGAAACUAAAGUUUUUUAUAAACUCACAAGUGCUAAAUUACUAUGGAAACAAUAGCGAUACAGAUGCAGCUAUUAGUAAUUAUAAUCAAACAACAGGUUUGUAUACAACAUUGCAAGUCAAAGUAAACUAUAUGGGACGACAAAUUAUAGACGAGACAAGAAACUUUUGUGAUGUUGUAUCAGUUAAGGAUACCCCUGCGUAUAGAAAAGGACCGAGAUUCCCAGACUAUUGGACCAACCUGAGUCAUAUUAUUUCAAGAGUUACAAUACCGGAUCUACAUACACAAGAAACAUUUAGCAACAACUCAUUAAUAGGACAUUUCAAUGAUACUGAUUUAGGAUCAUCCGAUUCAACCAUUUCAGAAUUAUUUUCCAAUGCUACCGGGGAGCUAGUACAGUGUCCUUUAUACUAUAAUGAUUCAAUCAUGAUUUAUUAUGAAGCUGAUAUUAGCCAACAUUUCCAUCGACUAGGGUCAUACCAGGUGUCUUUUAUUGUUUAUGACAACAAUGAAUACAAAGACAUUAUCGGAUGCAGUAAAUCAUACGUCACUUUGAUACAGCCGGCCUUUAUCGAUGAUGUAAUAAACGUCGGCGUCUUGGUUCUUUUAGUAACUACAGUAGUGGUCAAUAUAUUCACAGUGACUUGUUCGUCCUAUCAAGAGUCUACUAAUCCAUACUUAUUCAAGGCCUCCACAAUAUGUAAUGCCAAACUUUUAAAACAAGGAGAUGCAAGUUUAUCAGGAAUUAUAACUUAUCUUCAAUAUGCGUUAUUUCUUGGUGGGUUGGACCUACUGUAUCCGGGGUUUUAUCAACCCAUGAUAGGACAAAUUUCAUGGUGUGCAUUGAUAGAUUUCAUCCUUGUUAAACAAGAGUCAACUCGUCAUGAAAUCCAGUCGGAUGAUGGAGUAUAUAUCACUCUUUCAGCGGGGGGACUAUCAAGCUUGACGCAAUACAACUCACAUACUCAUAUAGGAGACACUUGGCCCAAUUUCAUGGCAGAUUUAGGAAUAGUAAUUUGCGCGUCAAUUGUGUUGAGACAGCUAAUUGUUUUCUUGAAGAGGCACCUCGAUAAAGCAUUGAAACGACAUUAUCAUAAAUCCCUUGUGAAAAACCCAUCAGCAUUUAUGUUUUUUUCUAGAAAGAAUUUGUAUUUAAUCGUGGGACAAAUUUUACAAAUUUGGUUAUCUGUAUUUGGAAUGCCAUUUGUUGUCUUGAGUUUAUUUAUGUUUCUUGCUGCUAAUGAUCUCAAUGGUAAGCAUCGUUAUUUUGCAAAUUUCCAUGAUUUGAAAAUAGGUGCUCUUUCAUUCACCACACCUUAUGAUGAGUUACGAAUACCACACAAAUUAUUUUCUUUUGGAGAAUCAUUUGUAACUCCAUGGGGAGAUUACAUGUCUAAAUGGAGGUAUGCUACUGGAGCUAUCUCCUCUACAAGCAAAAGAGCGUCUUUAAACACUGCACCAACAUCAUUUGGGCGGGACCCAGGUACUGGUGCAUUGGGCAAUUUUAGUUUUGAUUCACGAUAUAUUAAUGGAACAGCUCAACACGAUCACCGCGCUGACAGCUAUUUAAAAAUUUCCAAUAUCAACUUAUCAUUGGCGUCUAUUUUCCUCGCAGUAUGGCUUAGUUUAGUGUUUUUCUUCAUAUUUCACUACUUGAUUUCAUUUUAUGGGAAAUUAAAGAUUAAAACCUCAUCCAAUGUUUCAAGAUUGUACACCAACUUGAAAUCCAUUUUAAUUUGGUCGUUCUUGUACCAUAAAUACAAACCACAACGAGUCAGUUAUGUUAUAUUUGACCUUAUAAUAAUGUUUGUCAAUCUGGUUAUUAUUGGAGCACUCCAGAAUAGUGGCGUUGCUCAAGUUUCAUGUUUGGUUGUGACUUCUGUUGUUGAAUUGAUUGCCUUGUUCACUUUGAAGCCCUACUUUGUUCCACUUACUCCUUGGUCAUCACAAUUUAUGUUCCCCGUGGCGAAAUUUCUUUGCACGGCACUUUGUAUCCCAUUCAUUGCAUCAGUUAAUGCUAGCGAAGCAGUUAAAACGUACGUGGCGUACAUUCAAUUGAUUAUACAUAGUGUGGUGGUUGUCAUAUUCAUCACUCAAUUGAUUUACUGGUUGAUUAGAACAUGCAUAUCCAUUUACAAGUCCCGAGCCAAGACCCAGCCCAUUCUUCAACAAGUUAGUGCCAUCAAUAGCCAAGAUGAUUUCGAAAGACAAUUUGAAUAUACGGCUGUCGUCUCACCAUUUAAUCAAAUGAAACGCCAUUUCACCAACGAAUCAUAUCGCAAUCCAACUUGGGCAUCCAGUGGUGAAAAUGAUGAUGGAUUAUCAUCCAUUGGUGAAGAAGAAUUCUUAUUCCGUGGUCGUGGAGCUAGACUUGCAAACAUAAAUGAAAUGACCAACGACAACAACCAUCCCAAUGACUCUUCCUCAGAUUCCUGUUCCAUCCAAUCAUCUUUUGUUCAACAAUUACGAGAAUCGGAAUUACGAAAAUUGAAAAAUGAUUAUCGAAUACGUGAAAUUGACCAAGUUUAUGAAAAAUAUUUCGUCAAUGAUGAUAUUGAUCCCGAGGUGAAGGAAUUGUGGGAAAGUAGAAAAUUGGCCAAUGGGAUUUUUCAUGAUGCUUAUUGUUCUAGUAGUAGUGGAAACAAUCAUAAUCGUGUUAACAAGGAAGAUAAAGGUUCGUCUACCUUUGGCAUCAAGUUAAGGAAUAUUGUCAAUAAACAACAACCUAGGCAAAUGGAGCCUGCAUUUGUUGUUUCACGACCCCGUCCUUUGAUUGUCAGGACUUUGGAUGAAGUGAAACAGAGGCAACUGCAACAACUGCAACAACUACAACAGCGAGGUGGGGAUGACUUAUCAGAGAAGGAUUACACUGUUUCUUCAAUAGACUAUUCGAUCGAGAAAAAAUAA